CCGCGUCAUGCCACCGCGCGAUCCCUCUCCGAUAAUCGUUCAGAACCGGAGGCGUUAAAAAUCACCGCCUAGAAGCGGCGGACAGUCACAAAUCAGUUAUCAAAUAAUUAACAAGUGCUCGAGUUAAUUAACAAGACUAGCCGUUAUCCUGAAAAAACAAUUGUGCCCCACGCACACAACAAUACAGUAUAUAAUGUUUAAUCCAAGAAAUGUAGCAGUACUGCUAUACACUGCACUGUAUAUGACUGGGGAAUUCCCAGAAAGUCCUGUUACAACAGAUGAAAAUGAAACAAAAGACAUGAUGGAAAAUAUGCUUCGAUCAAUGUAUGAAGAAGCGUUUGAAGUUUAUGAAGAAUCAUCAUUAAAUUUUCAAAACGAAUUGGAUAUACCUGAAGUAGAACCUGUAAUUGAUGAAGAAAGAGAAGAUGACACAUAUUUUGUAAAAGAAAUUGAAUGUGUUGCAGAUUGUGUACCAAUAGAAUAUAAAAGAAAUGCAGUAGAGUUAUGGAGAAGUGGAACAAAAAAGUCAAGAACUCUUGCAUCUAUAAGAAAUAGAUUUCGGAAAAUCACGUCAUUACGUCAAUUGAGAAGAUGGGAGCAGCAAGUAAAUCAAGGUGGCAGCAGAUUUGAUAAACUGAAAGAAAUAUCAACAUAUACGUUAAAUAAAUUUCAUGAAGAUAUUGAAAAGGGAAUAAUUAUUCAUGACAUUGAUAUUGCUCGAUGGGCUAUUCGCGCACAGAAGGAAGUACAGGGUUUGUCCGGAAAGUAAUGCGUCGCAUUUUUUUGUGACGCGACUA
Nylanderia fulva is the source of this 797-nucleotide messenger RNA. NCBI's taxonomy places the organism in Eukaryota, Metazoa, Arthropoda, Insecta, Hymenoptera, Formicidae. The record is from RefSeq and is a predicted model, not a curated record.